Messenger RNA from Iphiclides podalirius (scarce swallowtail), 231 nucleotides. NCBI's taxonomy places the organism in Eukaryota, Metazoa, Arthropoda, Insecta, Lepidoptera, Papilionidae. The record is from the annotation of a GenBank genome assembly.
AUGGACGUAGCACUGGGGAGGGAGUACAAUGCCGAAAACGGCGUCAUACGAGACGCGUCGCGGUCGAGGGCCAGCGGAUUUGUAAUGAACGGCGUGAAAGAUGCGCGCUCGUACAAAGGAAAGUUCUUUGCGACAGGCGGGGGCUUCGGUUUUGUCUCGGCGCGGAGUCGCCGGCGUCGGGCGCUCCCCAGGGUGACAUUAGGCGGGAAGGUCGACGGAACGCACUCCCGA